Mytilinidion resinicola is the source of this 1080-nucleotide messenger RNA. Its product is annotated as 40S ribosomal protein S5. The coding region runs from base 41 to 682 and encodes 213 amino acids. Gene Ontology annotation, biological process: ribosomal small subunit assembly; translation. The record is from RefSeq and is a predicted model, not a curated record. NCBI's taxonomy places the organism in Eukaryota, Fungi, Ascomycota, Dothideomycetes, Mytilinidiales, Mytilinidiaceae. The transcript is spliced from 3 exons. Gene Ontology annotation, molecular function: mRNA binding; rRNA binding; structural constituent of ribosome. Gene Ontology annotation, cellular component: cytosolic small ribosomal subunit; ribosome.
UCUCCGAACGAAAGAACCACCUUCAUCCGGAGUCGCAAUCAUGUCGGACGGCGAAGUCGAAGUCGAGAGCCCCUCCGGCUACCUCGUCCUGCCCAAAGAGGUCACCGAGGAGAUUGGCAGCAUCAAGCUGUUCAACAAGUGGAGCUACGAGGAUGUCGAGAUCCGGGAUAUCUCGUUGACCGAUUACAUCCAAAUCCGGUCGCCCGUCUACAUCUCACAUUCUGCCGGCCGCUAUGCCGUCAAGCGGUUCAGGAAGGCCCAGUGCCCCAUCAUUGAGCGCCUGACCAACUCGCUCAUGAUGAACGGCCGCAACAACGGAAAGAAGCUCAUGGCUGUCCGCAUCGUUGCCCACUCCUUCGAGAUCAUCCACAUAAUGACCGACCAGAACCCGAUCCAAGUCGCCGUCGACGCCAUCGUCAACUGCGGCCCCCGCGAAGACUCCACCCGCAUCGGUUCCGCGGGUACCGUCCGUCGCCAGGCCGUCGAUGUCUCUCCCCUGCGCCGCGUCAACCAGGCCAUCGCCCUCCUCACCAUCGGCGCCCGCGAGGCCGCCUUCCGUAACGUCAAGAGCAUCGCCGAGUGCCUCGCUGAAGAGCUGAUCAACGCUGCCAAGGGCAGCAGCAACUCGUACGCGAUCAAAAAGAAGGACGAGUUGGAGCGUGUGGCGAAGAGCAAUCGGUAAAGGGUUCAUAAUUCUGCGCUGGUGGCUAGGUGUGGCGGUGUCAAGGCUGGAGAUGAAAAGCUAGGUAGAGGCCCGUUUCAAGGUCCGGAAUUGGAAUGGGGGACCACUCUGAUGGUGGGCUUUGCAUGUACCCGGGCUGACGAAGCGAAUCAAAUACACAUUUUCAUGGUUGCAUGGUAGCAAAGAAUGGGACGUUGUUUGAAACUCCAACUGCUGACGAACUUGGUACGGCGUAUAUGUGUGGCAGGCUGAUAGAGGCAGAGAAAAUGCUCUCGAGUGCAUCAAAUUCCAAAGGCCUUGUACGGCUUGAUGGCAUUUCAAGAGUGUUCAACACAAGAUUCAAAUUAUACUAAAGCACAAGCACUAUCAAUCUAACCACAUAGAGAUAUCUCCCAUUC